This is a messenger RNA of Monopterus albus (swamp eel), 3651 nucleotides long. RefSeq names its product nucleoporin 133 (gene nup133). Gene Ontology annotation, biological process: transcription-dependent tethering of RNA polymerase II gene DNA at nuclear periphery; poly(A)+ mRNA export from nucleus; protein import into nucleus. Gene Ontology annotation, molecular function: structural constituent of nuclear pore; protein binding. NCBI's taxonomy places the organism in Eukaryota, Metazoa, Chordata, Actinopteri, Synbranchiformes, Synbranchidae. Gene Ontology annotation, cellular component: nuclear pore outer ring. The record is from RefSeq and is a predicted model, not a curated record.
UAGGUGGUGCUUAGUUACAAGAUGAUGACGUAUUAUUCACGCGACCGCAUCGCGCGCUGUUUGAUGAACAAGGUGGGCAUAGCAUAUCUGUUCAUUUUUACGGUUAUAGUUUUAUAUAUUUCUUCCCUGUUGAGCAGUACCAGGUCUCACAGAAGCCAUGUUUAGCCCCCGCACCGCCUCGGGCUCCGGCCGCAGGACCAGCGGGAGGAAGAACGUCUCCGCAGCGGCCAACAGUUCGCUGUUCUCCCCGCGUAGGACGCCUCUGUCUGUGAGGUCAACACCCACCCGAGUGCAGACCCAUGCCUCUGCAGACUCAGUCAACUAUGAUGUGCAAACCUUCGGCUCGUCGCUGCCUGUCAAAGUGAUGGAGGCACUCACCAUGGCUGAUGCUGAUGACCAGAUUUCAGUGAAGGUGAACGAGAGCGGCUGGGCCUGGAUGGUUUGUGGAGAGAGACUGAUCAUCUGGAAAAUCUGCCAGACUCCUGUGGCCAAGCUGUCGGUGUGUAAGGAGCUGCAGCUGCCCAGCAGUGAGUACAACUACACAGCUGACCUCGUGGCCGUGAUGUCCGCUGCUCCUCUGGACACCGCCGCCGUUCAGUCCAUAACCGUCCUGGCGGUGGCUGCAGAGGGAACAGCCCGUCUCUGGCCCAGCUUGGCUCAGGAGGGCAAAUACACAGAGACAGAUGUGGACCUGGGGGAUUUCUGUAACUUUGUUGUUGCUGUCAGAGGUGGGAGCUUUGUCUUGUCCUCAGUGAAGAGUCAACUGUUGAGAGCCAGUGUGGAUUCUUCUGGAAAGCUGCACUGCCGAGCUCUGCAGCAGGGUCAGGGCGUGCUCUCUGGCAUCGGACGCCGGGUCUCCAGCCUGUUUGGCAUCCUCUCCCCGCCCACCAGUGACACACUCCACAGCGUGCUGUGGGUGGGCGGAGCCAGCUGCCUGUACACACUCACCAGCUCCAGUCUUAGUAAGUGGGAGGUGGAGGACGUCUCGGAGCACCAGGUCUUGAGCUGGGACAUCCACAGAGCUCUGACCGAGAGCAUCGUCGACGCCAUCUGGGGGUCAGAGAGCAACUACGAUGAGAUGAAGGACGGAGUGAAUGUGGCGUACCUGGAUAUGAAGCUCGGCCAAGCCGGCCUGGUGGUGCUGGCUGCAGCCUGGCACCCGUCAGACACCCCCUGCCUGGCCUACUUCUGCCUGGUGACCCUGCAGGACAACGGAGCCGCCAUCUCUGACCACUUUACUGUGGAGGUCACCAAGUACAACACUCCGUUCCAGAGUGAGGAGGCACUGCAGUCCAUGCGGAUGGUGUUGCCGCCGUUCCCCGGCUCCACCGCCUUCCUCUGGGUGUUCGCCUGCACGAUAGAAACCAGAAGGGGGGGGCUGCCUGAUGAGAAAAUCAGCUUUAACUCGCCUGGUGACGGCGUACGAGGAGGAGGCUGCUGCGCCAACCUGCCCGUGUUUUUCUCCCAGAACAGCGGCCUGGUGGCGGUGGUGGCCAGGGAGAGUGCCUCCAUCCUGCCGGAGACCGUGGAGGACUCCCUGUGCUCCUCGCUGGCUGCAGCUCCGGAGGUUUCAGCCGUGGAGACUCCGACCAGAGCAGAGCCCGUAGCUCACGAGGACAAAACCAAAUUCCUGAAGGCGGCCUUCCUGCAGUUCUGUCGUAACGACCUGGUGGGUGCUCAGACGGUCACAGACGAGCUGUUUCCCGCUGACGACGACGGGGACGAGGGAGCCGAGCUGGACGGCGUGGUGAUGCAAAUCAACCUGGACCUGGUGGACGACUACCCAGCCUCCGACCCCCGCUGGGCCGAGUCUGUCCCCGAAGAGAGCACUGGCUUUCCUCUCACCUCCCUCAUCAUCCUCCACCAGCUGGAAGACAAGAUGAAGGCCCACGGCUGCUUCAUGGACUUCCUGCUCCAGGUGGGUCUGCUGGACCGGCUAGGCCAGGUGACUGUGCGCUCAUCUCCCAUGGCAACACGCCUGCUGCUGUGUGAGCACGCUGAGAAGCUGCAGGCAGCCAUGGCGCUGAAGAACCACCACUCCAAACACACUGAGCUGGUGAACCGGGCCAUCUCCGCCACGCUACAGAGGAACAACACCGCCGUGCCGCCCAGCCUCACUCCCGCUGAUGUCUUCUUCAGAGAGGUGUCUCAGAUCUCCUCGGUGUUUGAGUGUCUGCUGGAGGAGGAGGAGCGCAGUCUGAAGGAGAACCCGGUCGACUCUGUGCAGUGGGCCGAGGUGGUUGUCACCGUCAACAGCAUCAUCAAGGACAUGCUCCAGGCUGCUGGCCAGCACAGAGAAGGCUCCAUGUACAGAGCUGCUGAAAACGCUGCUGCAGAGCCUGAGUACAUCCCAUGGACAGCAUCGGGAGGUGUUGGCGGCGUUCGCACCGUCAUCUGUCGCCAGCACGAGAUCAUCCUGCGUUCGGUGUACCCCCAUGCCGACUCAGAGCUGCGUAGCAUCCUGUGUGAGCAGUUGGUGGCGCUGUUGGACAUCUACUUGCGGAGCUAUGUGGCUCAGCUGACCUCCGUGCAGCGGCAGAGUCCCCCGGGGGCCCAACAGGAGCGCUACAACAGUCUGGAGAUGGAGUACAGCCAGCGCCGCUCUGAGCUGCUGGCACCACUGUUGGAGCUGGGCCAGUACCAGUGGCUGGCAACGCUGGCUGAGAAGUACUGUGACUUCGACAUCCUGGUCCAGAUGUGUGAGCAGACCGACAACCACAGCCGCCUGCAGCACUACAUGACCAAGUUCGCAGACCAGAACUUUGCCGACUUCCUCUUUCGUUGGUACAUGGAGAAAGGGAAGAGGGGGAAGCUGCUGUCCCAGCCGGCCGCGCAGCACCAGCAGCUGGCCAGCUUCCUGCAGGCUCACCAGCACCUGAGCUGGCUGCACCACAUCCACGUGCACGACUACCACAGCGCCCACAGGACGCUGUACAGCCAGGCCAACGCAGAGACGCGCUACUUUGUGAAGAAGAAGACGCUGUUGGCUCUCAGUAAGCUGACGGCGCUGGUGUCCAACCUGCCGGAGGGCGAGCUCAACAAACAAGUGGAUGACAUCGUGGAGCGGGAGCGCUUCCUGCUGCAUCAGGAGACUCUGCCUCGGCAGCUGCUGGAGGAGAAACAGCUGAACCUCGACACCAUGCCUCUGCUCAGCGCUCACAACCUCAUACAGUUGUACAUCUGUGAUGACAACCGACGAGCCAACGAGUACGACUUCAAAAAGGCACUGGAUCUACUGGAGUACAUCAGUGAGGAGGACGCUGUGGACAUCGACUCGCUGAAGUGUGAGAUCUUGGGCAAGGCGCUCAGGAGAGAUGACUGGUCUUCUGACGGGAACGACGACCCCCUGGAGGCGGCAAAGGACAGCAUCUUCGUCAAGGUCCUCCUCAAACUCAUACAGGAAGGAGUUCCUCUGCAGACGUACCUGCCUGACGUCAAAGAGCUGCUGGAGUCGGACGACCUGAACAGCUUGAAAUCAAAACCUUACUUUGAGUUUGUCCUUCGGGCCAAUUAUGAACAUUACCUACAGGCCCAGAUGUGACCGCCCCCAGCACCUCCUGCACUUCAGCUUCCCUUUGCAUUCUAACAGUUUUGAAGAGUUGUUUGAAUAUCUGUGCCGUUUUUCUAAAUAAAUAUGUUCGUAUUUCUCUA